AUGGCGUCCUCCUGGUUCCCGUCUCCCAGGAGAGAAAACCGAGGGAAGAGGGCACCGCAAGAGAAAAGGGUAGAUGAGCUAGUGUACAAAUACUACAAAAUCAGCCGGCCGAACACUAACGAUAUCCUCCGUGACAUCCUCAAAAGCCCGGAACAGUCAUCGCUUCUCUUCAGUGCGCUUCGCCGCCAGGUCUCUCUGAUCAAGUGCCGCUCGCAGGCUUUUGAGGAUGGUCAGAUAACAACCUACGACCGGGCACUCGUGAAACUUAGCAGAGACGGAGAGAACCUGACUGAUACGGGUGCUCUUGAGCUUUACCUAACCGAAUAUCUUGGAAUUGUCCCUAUGACCCCGGUUUGCCAGGGUAAGGAUAUACUCGCUAGACACCUCGAAUUGGAAAGUGUGCUAAGAAAAGCUUCCGCGCCCAGCACCAUGUCAGAGACGGUGGUUCCUAAGCGUGAAGAGCCGCCUGAGACAAUUUCUAAUGGCCAGAUGUCGAUUCAAUCUGAGUAUGAGCUUGGAGAUCCCGAUGAUCUUUUUGUCCCGGAAGAUCCUGAUUGGAACAUGGGCUCGAUCAGCCACACGCAGCAAGUCCUUGAUCGAGUUGGUAGGCUCUUGGACGUUUACAACGGCGCUAAAGACGAGUACUACAAAGCUUUGCAAACCGAGGGGUACGUUAGCAUCGACAAUGCCCGUUUUCUUCGCGACACGGCCGAAAACGCUCUCCGAUAUCUUCAGGCAAACGGGAUGUCUGACCAUACUUCUGUCCUGGACUUGGAGCAGAUCUUCAAGACUGCCAGGGACAAAGCGACAGAGCUUACCGGCGGUCGGAAGAGACAUUUCGAUGAAGGUGCUGAGAGACUAUAUCGUAGAAGGAAGCGUCGGACCGUCGACUCGUAUCGUCCUAAGAAAUGA
This is a messenger RNA of Aspergillus alliaceus, 912 nucleotides long. RefSeq lists its product as uncharacterized. Lineage: Eukaryota; Fungi; Ascomycota; Eurotiomycetes; Eurotiales; Aspergillaceae. The transcript has 2 exons. The record is from RefSeq and is a predicted model, not a curated record. Bases 1 to 912 code for a protein of 303 amino acids.